Dromiciops gliroides (monito del monte) is the source of this 2425-nucleotide messenger RNA. RefSeq names its product RAB11 family interacting protein 4 (gene RAB11FIP4). Gene Ontology annotation, molecular function: calcium ion binding. Lineage: Eukaryota; Metazoa; Chordata; Mammalia; Microbiotheria; Microbiotheriidae. The record is from RefSeq and is a predicted model, not a curated record. Gene Ontology annotation, biological process: regulation of cytokinesis; endocytic recycling. Gene Ontology annotation, cellular component: recycling endosome membrane; cleavage furrow; midbody. The coding region runs from base 16 to 1923 and encodes 635 amino acids. The transcript is spliced from 15 exons.
CCCCAGCGCGCUCGGAUGGCGGGCGGCGCCGGCUGGGCGGGCGGCCCCGCGGCGCUGCUGCGCUCCGUGCGCCGGCUGCGGGAAGUGUUCGAGGUGUGCGGCCGAGACGCGGACGGCUUCCUGCGGGUGGAGCGCUUCGUAGCCCUAGGCCUGCAAUUCGGCCAGGGAGAGGAGGUAGAGAAGCUUGUGAAAUACUUGGACCCAAAUGACAUGGGGAGAAUCAACUUUAAGGAUUUCUGCCAUGGAGUUUUUGCCAUGAAAGGGUGUGGAGAGGUGCUGAAGGAUGUGCUGGCCAUGGAAAACACAGCAGCUCUGCAGUAUGAACCAGAGAUCGGGGAUUACGAAGAUCAGGGCAGUGAGAUCCAGGACCCUGCCUACGUGGACAGCGAGAACGCCCUCGGAGAGCCCGACCUCUUUCCUGAGGACGAGGCCAUGAUGCUGGCCCAGCAUGACGUCCUUCAUGAGUCUGACAUGGACAGCGCCAUUGACAGUGCCCCGAGCCUGGAAGUAUCCGACAUGAGCCCAGGAGAGGAGAAGGAUGGGGUCCUCGGAGGCCUCUUUCUUCCAGGCGACAAGUCAUUUAUCCCUAACCCAUCCGCAACAUCUGAUCUCUCCACACACUCAACAGCCUCUCUCAUCAGUAACGAAGAGCAAUUUGAAGACUAUGGGGAAGGGGAAGAUGUGGAAUUUAACCCCAGCAGUCCUUGUCCCGAUGAUGAAACUAGAACCAAUGUCUACUCUGACCUGGGGUCCUCCGUAUCUUCCAGCGCAGGACAGACCCCUAGAAAAACGAGGCAUGUCUACAACAGUGAACUGCUGGAUGUCUACUGUUCCCAGUGCUGUAAGAAGAUCAGUCUGCUCAACGAUUUGGAAGCCAGGCUGAAGAAUCUUAAGGCCAACAGCCCCAACCGGAAGAUCUCCAGCACAGCAUUUGGACGACAACUCAUGCACAACAGCAACUUCAGCAGUAGUAACGGCAGCACCGAGGACCUGUUCCGGGACAGCAUCGACUCCUGUGAUAAUGACCUCACAGAGAAGGUGAGCUUCCUGGAGAAAAAAGUGACCGAGCUGGAAAACGACAGCCUGACCAACGGAGACCUGAAGAGCAAAUUGAAACAAGAGAACACGCAGCUCGUCCACAGGGUGCAUGAGCUGGAAGAGAUCAUGAAAGACCAGGAGACGACGGCCGAGCAGACCCUGGAGGAGGAGAUCAGACGGCAUCGGGAGCUGUUCGGCAAGCUGGAGAAGGAGAAGGGCACCGAGAUCGAGCUGCUCAACACAAGGGUACAACAAUUAGAAGAAGAGAAUACAGGACUGAGAACCACAGUGACCCGUCUAAAGUCCCAGACAGAGAAAUUAGAUGAGGAACGGCAGCGGAUGUCGGACCGACUAGAAGACACCAGCCUCCGGCUCAAGGAUGAGAUGGAUCUAUACAAGCGCAUGAUGGACAAGCUGCGGCAGAACCGGAUAGAGUACCACAAGGAGCGAGAGGCCACUCAAGAGCUCAUCGAGGACCUGAGGAAGGAGCUGGAGCACCUCCAACUCUACAAACUGGACUGUGAGCGGCCCGGCCGGGGACGAAGCUCUUCUUCCAGCAUGAGCGAAUUCAAUGCCAGGGCCCGGGAAAUUGAACUGGAACAUGAGAUCAAGCGGCUCAAGCAGGAAAACCAGAAGCUUCGAGAUCAGAAUGAUGACCUGAAUGGGCAGAUUUUAAGUCUCAGUCUUUAUGAAGCAAAGAAUCUCUUUGCCACUCAGACCAAGGCCCAGUCUUUGGCAGCAGAGAUCGACUCGGCCUCCCGGGAUGAGCUUAUGGAAGCCCUCAAAGAACAAGAGGAGAUCAACUACCGACUGAGACAGUACAUGGACAAGAUCAUUCUUGCCAUCCUGGACCACAACCCAUCCAUCCUGGAGAUCAAAAACUGAGAGGAGAUGUAAGGGUCGAGAUGGGAGUGGGCCCGACAGAGAGCCUUGGGAGAGCAGCAGCCGCCCGACACCUGCACAUGUCACUGGAUUUAAGAGUCACUAUUACUGUAAAUGUCUAUACAUACAGCCGUGUGUGUGUGUGUGUGUGUGUGUGUGUGUGUGUGUGUAAAGGAAAAUGAGUGUGUGUGAAUGAUAUGAGGUUGAUCCUUUAGUCACAGUGGUCUGCUUUGGUUAGCUUUUCAUGCACUUUGUUGUACCUUUGCAGGGAAGAGGGUUGGCAGAGGGGAUAGGAGGAAGUUAUUAUUAUAACAAUAUAACUGGACACUUUUGUUUUAGGUAUUGGAUAAUAUGACUACCUCUGGGUGUGAGGGUUUUUUUUUUCACUAUCUCUAUUGUCGGAGGUGCCCCCUCACUUCCUACAGGAUGGGGAACAAAACAAUGACUUUUCCAGUAACUUGAAUACCUAGCAGCCUUGUGAUUAGGAUUAGCUUGAUACCAUUCU